AUGCGGGCGUACGUCGGUGACGUCGACGCGCGUGGACGCCCGCACGGCCGCGGACGGGCGACGUACGAAGACGGGAGCGCGUACGAGGGUGAAUUCGAACGCGGGGCGCGACACGGACGCGGGCGAAUGACGCUCGGCGUGGAUUCGGAGAGCGAUUUGAGCGACGACGACGUCGAGGGACGUGGACGCGGUGGAGGGUAUCACGAUGGGACGUGGGCGCGCGACGCACCGUUCGGUGCGGGGACGCAGGUGUCGGCGAAUGGGUGCGCGUUGCGCGGAUGGUUCGACGGAUGGCGGACGACGGGGGAGUGUCGAACGACGCGCGACGACGGGGAGACGCUGGCGUACGUGGGUGAAUUGAGCGCCGUUACCGGUUGGUAUCACGGGAUUGGGACCGCGUACGAUGCGAUCGGGGGGUGGGAAGUGAGCGCGGAGCGCGCGGAGGGCGAGCUCGCGUCUUCGACGGCGUGCGCGUACGGAUACGGACGCGCCGAGGACGGUGCAGAAAUCGUGCUCGCGUGGACGCGCGCGAACGUUCGUGGGAUUCGAACGCGACGCCAAAACAUAGGGGACAUCGCGAGCGAGCGCGCGAUCGUGGUGCGAUUGAGUGAGGGGCGACGAUUGAAUCCGCGCGAGUUGGUUAGGAGAUUGAACGCGUUGGACGCGCGCGAGCGCGAAGGACUCCGGCGCGCGGUCGAACGAAUCGACGGCGUCGAGGUCGUGUGCGAGUGUGGGGGCACGAGCGUGGAGAUCGAGCGGUAUCUCGAGCGCGCGCGCGUGCGCGUGGGCGACACGGGUGUGUUCGCCACGCGCGCGUUCGAGCCGGGCGAGCUCGUAGCGCACUUCUCAGGGAAAAUCGUCUCGAUUUCGGGUGAUAUUUCCACGCUCGACGCCGAGCGCCUCUCGCGCGAUGCAGUCAUGCUCAGGAGCGAUGAUGUUGACGAUUAUGACGUCGUUGAGCAACACGACGAGGAUGAUCCUUACGCGCGCUCGCACGGCGUUCGCGCAAUGGAACUCGAGCGUGAACAUCCGAGCGCCUCGCUCGCGGCUAAUUUCGCGCGCAUCGAGACCAAGGUCGAAACAAACUGCGAGCGCGUAUACGUUGAAGAUCACCCUUUACUAGGAGAGACGGUGUUUUUGCGCGCUAAGCGUCGCAUCUGUGAGGGAGAGGAGUGCACGGUGGCGCCAGAUUACUUCUUCGGGUGGUGCCUAGAUCCAAAGAGUGAAGCUGGAUACUACGAAAACAUGCGUUGUCGUCCACCGCGCGUGACGUUUCAGCGACAAGGCGACGAGCCGGAGCUCGGUCGCGUGUCCGUCAAGCAACAUGGGCGAUGGCGAGCGAUUUAUCUUGACAAGGUUGAGCAAGGACUCUCGUACCUCACGCGAACAGGAAAACCAGAGGCGAUGCCAGAUGUGCUCGGAUUUCAGUACAUCCGCGUCAUGGCGCGGGAGACGAUGAACCGGCUAUCAACUCGACGUCGCACCGGUACUCGUGCGCUCGUCGUCGCCGUCGGCCUUGGUUCGGGUGCCUUGCCGUUAUACGUGGCGAACCAUUCAUCGGCACGAGACGUCCGCAUUCUCACGCUCGAGCGUAGUCAAACGGUUAUCGACGCGUGUUCGACGGCCAUGUUCGUUCCAUUGCACCAAACGUUGUCCACAAAGGCCUCGGCGUCGAGUCCAUUGCGCAAAUCAAUGCGUGCGCGUCCGAUCGAAGUGUUGCGAUGCGACGCGUUUGAUUUCUUCGGCGAGGCUGCACGUGCGCAUCCGUCGGUCAACGCGGUUCUCCUGGACGCCUACGACGGAAAAGGACGAAUUCCAGUGCAUAUUCGAAGCGUCGAUUUCAUACGUGAUCUCGGCCGCACCCUUGUUCGCGGUGGAUUCUGCGUGUGCAACUGUUGGGACGGCAAAGCCGGCUCACGCGCCGCGCGCGAGCUCGCAACGUUUGAGGAACUACUCGCCCGUCACGUUGGCCUCGUGCAUCGCGUCAUCGUCGAGGGGCAAGAACACAACGUCGUUCUCGUCGCUACUCGAACUUCUCGAGCAUAG
Molecule: messenger RNA, 2046 nt
Organism: Ostreococcus tauri
Lineage: Eukaryota; Viridiplantae; Chlorophyta; Mamiellophyceae; Mamiellales; Bathycoccaceae
Product: MORN motif
Exons: 1
Coding region: 1-2046 (681 amino acids)
Molecular function (GO): protein binding
Source: RefSeq, a predicted model, not a curated record